Messenger RNA from Phaeodactylum tricornutum CCAP 1055/1, 3582 nucleotides. RefSeq lists its product with no specific name. Bases 1 to 3582 code for a protein of 1193 amino acids. Gene Ontology annotation, molecular function: protein binding. NCBI's taxonomy places the organism in Eukaryota, Bacillariophyta, Bacillariophyceae, Surirellales, Neidiaceae. The transcript has a single exon. Gene Ontology annotation, biological process: tRNA methylation. The record is from RefSeq and is a predicted model, not a curated record. Gene Ontology annotation, cellular component: cytoplasm.
AUGGAAUCGUCGCCGACCGAAGCGGAGGGACCGACGCCCCGGGGUGUGUUGCGCAAAACGGGCGUGUACGGGACACCCGUGUCCUGCGUGAGUUUUCCUCAUCCAGACGUUCUACUCUACAGCCUCGGAGCUUUUUUGGAGCGGACGAGUACGUACCGGGCUUCCGGUGACGGAUUAACGGCAACACCGACUCCAAUCUCGAGUCGGCAUUUGGUCUUUCCGAACGGCAACACCAUUCACGGCAUUCGCUAUCCGCACAGUGAUCCUAAUAGAUUGCCUACGAACUCUCCUCCUCCCGCGAAUGACGGCUUUGACGCAACAGUGGAGGUGACAGUAACAGGUCCAGAGAAAGCCAAAAAGUACGCUCUCGUGUUCGGGUCGAGGCACCUGGCCUUGGUGCAGAAUGUGUGGGGAUCUCCGGAUCAUCCCGUCAUGGAAACGUUAUCGAUACGUGUAGGAAACGUAGGAAGUGCGCAUGCGAUACCACCUUCCACCGUUUGGACCUUGUCGGAUUGGAUUUGGGAUUGUCGUCUGCAAUCCACCAGUGAUCCACGUACCGACACCGUGGUGGUGGGUCUCGCACACAAUAAUGUGGAAGUGUGGACGUUGCGACGCUCGCCGGAGGGCGAUACCUCCGUAGGCGGCAUAUUAUCUCGCACCGCACAGUUGCGUGGGGUCACACGCUGUAUCACCUACUGUAUGGAUCUGGGACGGGAUGGGUACGUCGCCACUGGUACGGUACGGAACGAAAUUGUUGUCUGGAACCAACCGACUAUCCACGCUCAGAACACCGCCACGGACAAGUUUGGUGCGGAUGGUCAUGUUUCUGGAGAGAUAGUGGUAGUACCGGAACAAGCGCGAUUGCGUGGUCAUCAAGGGGUGAUUCACGGAGUUAAGUUUAAUAGCGAUUGCAGAUACCUUGCCUCUACCUCGGACGAUCGGAGUGUGCGCUUGUGGAAACGUCCAGCGGGACCGGAACAUGCCGAGAGCGGUAGCUUAAAUGGUACGAAUUCCUGGAGCUUGGUUUGGACAGGGUGGGGACACACGGCUCGGACUUGGAAGGUGGCGUUCGUAGAAGCACAUAAUCUCGUAAUUUCGACGGCGGAAGACGGCACGGCCCGAGUUUGGAAUCUAUGGUCCGGAGACUGCCGAGCGGUACUUCGGGGACACGGAGCUUCGCAGAACGUUUGGGGCAUUGAUGUUUGCGGUGAUUGGGCCGUGACGGGUGGAAAUGACGGAAGAGUGGCGACCUAUCACAUACCGAGUAGUUUGGUGGCAAUGUGGAAGCACAACGAGAAGGGAACGGAAGAAUGCGUACAAUCGUGGCAAGGUACGUUUCCAAUCCCGGAUGAUCGGAUCCUAUCGACGACCGGGAAAACAUCUUUAGCCCAAGAAAAGGGAGCUCAGAUUGUCAAAAAGAAGAAGAAAAAGAUCGUUCAUCAGAUCUUGGUGGGAAUGGGGCUAGUUGAAUCAUCCAGUACGUAUAUGGAAUCUCCGCGAAUCGUCGUGUCAACUCGAGCCGGUUCGCUCCUGAGCUUAAAUUUGUCCACCGGAAGCUGGAUUACCCAGGAACCAUGGUGGAAUUCUAGCUUGCUCGAAUGCAACAAUAUCGAUGCAAUGGAUGCCUGCUGUAUGGCGAUCCAUCCAUCGACAGGGCUCAUCGCUAUCGGAACUCAUCGGGGAGAUGUCGUGGUUCUCUUGGAUUGGGACGUCGAUCAGCGGCGUCGAAUUGUCUGGGCUGGAAACGAACUCAAGUCAGUACAAAAACUCGAAUGGAAAACUUCCAAUACCUUGGUCGCGUUUCAUGUCGACGCAUUGCGUUGGUGGCAACUACCAGAUUCCUGCGAUACAGAACAGUUUAUGGACGAAAGCUUGAUGACAUGCAAAGUAUUAGUGCCGGGUACCAAAGCGCUGGUCCUUUGCUGCGCACUCAAUCAAAAAGGCAAGCUAGCGGUGGUUGGAGAUACACGAGGGAAUAUUGCACUUUUUGACUUAAAUGGUAGUGUCGGCGUAGAUGGGUCCAUGGCACCACGCUGUGUUCUUCCUCGGGCUCAUCGCAAAGAACACGUAAACGUUUUGCUGUGGAUAAGUGAAACGAAAGUCCUUUCUGGUGGAAACGAUGGCUGCUUGCACGAGUGUGAGGUUCUGGAUUUAUGUAGGCUGAGGUCUCUGUAUUCGUUUGCGGUGGCGGCCUACACAGGGAUCGAUAGGAUUUGGACUAUGUCGAGAGUCUGCGGAUCUAGCCGUUUUGCCAUAGCGGGUUACCGAGGCAAUGAAUAUGUUGCUAUUGAUACUAAAGGUGGAUACGAAUUGUUUCGAGCAGAUACUGGUGGUAGACAGCGUGCGGCUCUCUUCUCUCUUGGUGUUCCUGACAGGGAUGGGAGCCGCUGUGCGAAUCCCAUUUUGACUGUUGCUACGAGUCGCAAGGACGGCUGCAACGACGUUACUAUUAAUAUGCGGAACGGUCGCUGGCGUGGAGGAUCUUACGGUGUUGGUUUGCACAAUGAGACUAUCUUCGAUGCAGCUUUCUUUCCCAUCGGUACAACAACAAGCGUAUUUGGUCUCUUGACGGGUAGCGAGGAUUGUACUGCUAGAAUAUCGCUAUGGGAACGCGGCUCACUGGUGUCUUCCAUUAAACUACCUUGUCAAGAAAGUGGUGUACGAGCAGUGUGCAGUAGCACCUUUGACGUGAGGCAUGGCACUUUUUUAGCUGUUGCGGGUAGUCAAAUGGCUCUGCAGUUCUAUCAUGUGAGAAAUGAAGCGAGCGAACCCCCCAAGCCUCAAAAUUUGACGAUUACUUCCCUAGGACGUGGAUGGCAACGAGAAAAAGCAUCGAUGGACCACCGCAUCAAUACUGUCACCUCUGUUCCUUUGCACGCAGCAGGUGAUGAACGGCGACAUCUUGUGUUGACUGGAGAUUCGAAUGGCGAUUGUGUUCUUUACCACGUAGGAGAAGCACUCCAAACCAUCCACAGCGGUGUGUUAUUUUUUAGGGAAGCAAGACCUGUUCUUUCAUCAAAAAUGUGCGUUCUUGGAUCCCAUGUGCUUGUAUUGGUUGGAACAACGGAGGGCACAAUAAGUUUUCAUUCGGUACUGUAUGGAACAAACAUCGACUGGAGUACCGUCCAGCGGCAAAAUCCGGAUGAAGUAGUCCAAUGCCACACAAUGGGAACAAAUACAAUCGACGUAUGUAUCAUGGAAAGUGCUGAAAGUGAACACACAAUACUCGUUUGUAGCGGAGGAGAUGACCAAUCUGUCGCAUGUUUCAAGCUUCAUGCAAAGCUUUGCGGUAGCGACUUGAAUCUCUCAAUCCAAAAAAUGCAAAUUGUGCGGGAGGCCUCGCGCUCUGCCGUGAAGGGGAUUGCCUGGUUGGACCAGAGCCACUUUGCUUCGACUGGCUACGAUCAGAAAAUCUGCGUUUGGAAAUACACGUUGGGCUCGAUCGCUAAAAAAUGCUCAUUGCAUGUCGAUAUUGGUGAUGUUAACUGCCUCGCGCACUUCCAGCUUCAAAGUACCGAAUGCACACUUGGAAUCGCCGGAGCGGGAAUCGAGCUGAUCACGUUUAAUCUGUGUGCACUAUAG